GCUAGCUAGCUACCGCAUGCAUGAUGGAUUUAAACGCACCGCAAGAAAAUCGGUAGAUCAGGCGGUCCAGAUCACCAUACCACAGGCGUUUUUACCCUGUCUUAUUUUAACUCCUUAAUCAUAAAUAUUUAUCGUAUCUAGGUGCUUCGACGCAGUGAUAACAAAUAGACCGGCGAUUCAGCUGAUUCCGUUUGCCCCGCAUUCGCUCCGUGUGUCACAGUUAAGCGUCAUUACGUUGAGUGACGCUGGGCGUGUCUUCACUACGAUAACAAGGAAGUGAACCCGAAUGAGUCAAACUGAUGAAACCUGCAGGGAAAUAAGAAUGGACCCAAGAGACAGGAGGAUUCUUCUUAGCAAUCGGUCCAAUCUUGUCUCAAAGUUGGACCCGUCAGUUCUAUAUGAUGGACUGCUGUCCAGAGGGAUCUUUAACCAGGACAUGAUAGAUGAAAUUCAGAUUGCAGGCACCCGUCGGGACCAGGCCAGGAGGCUGGUGCAAGACCUGGAGAUGCGUGGGAGCCGGGCCUUCCCAGCAUUCCUGGAGUGUCUCCUGGAAACCGGACAGGGACACAUAGUGCAGUUCCUGCAGAAUGGGGACUCGCCCAGCCCCCCUGUGCCCCCGCCUGUGCGGCCGAAUGUUCUGCCUGUGCCACUCGUAGAACCAUUCCUGACAGACAAUACCAAGGGUGGUAACAAACCUGACAAAUGUGACUUCACCCCUCUACCAGAUGUCACAAAACCAGAUCCUCUUCCUUCACCAUAUCCAGACAUAUCCCCUAGGCCAAGACCUAGAAGUGACAGCAUCCAGAACUACAAGAUGGAUGCCAACCCAUGUGGGCUCUGCCUGAUCAUAAACAAUGUGGAUUUUGAAACCGAGUCUAAACUGAGUAGUCGUAAGGGGUCAGAUGUAGAUUGCGACCGACUGGAAAGACGAUUCAAGUCCCUCAACUUUGUCGUCACUGUCAAGAAAAACCUCAAACAAAGGCAAAUAAAGCAAGAACUCUCAAGACUCUCAAAGGAAGAUCAUUCAAAAUAUGACUGCUGUGUGGUGAUCAUCCUGUCUCAUGGCACUGAGGCCAGUCACAGCCGUUUCCCUGGGGCCGUGCACGGGGUGGAUGGGCCCUCGGUCCCCAUCCAGAACAUCACCAACUACCUCAACGGCCAGCACUGCCCCACCCUGCAGAGCAAGCCCAAGCUCUUCUUCAUACAGGCCUGCGGGGGAGGUGAAAAGGACACUGGGUUUGAGGUCUCUCCCGAAGAGGUCACGCCCCAGGAAGGGGGUGUGGAUGACCAGACGGAUGCCCUUCCUGUGUCGUCCAGUAGUGACUCUCUCAGCUGUUCAGAUGAGGUCGACGCCCGGGCCACGCUGCCCACACCCAGCGAUAUCCUGGUUUCCUACUCCACCUUCCCAGGGUAUGUGUCUUGGCGAGACACGAUGACGGGCUCCUGGUAUGUGGAAACCAUGGACCGCGUCCUGGAGGAAAACGCUGCGACAAACGACCUGGUCACCAUGCUGACGCUGGUCAACAGCGAGGUCUCCCAAAUUUCUGCAAAAGGCCUCUACAAGCAGAUGCCCGGAUCCUUCAACUUCCUACGCAAACGUUUUUUCUUCCAGACUCCGCCCCAGUGACAGAUUCUGACUCUAUUUGGCUCUGUGACAAUGUUAAGCUAACUUUCACUCAGGGUCCCUAUAAGGACAAUCAUGACUCCACUCCUCUCCCUGUCUGUUCUGUAUGCACUGUGCUGUAUUCAUUUUCAGUGUCCAACUGAACUUGGUCAGAUUGAAUCUUGUAAUUUACAUGGAAACAUGUAUAGUGUUCAAACAAUUUUCAUUUCAGAAACAAUAUCCCUGGUACAAAAGUGUGUUUUUAUCAAAGAAUGUCAUUGUGGAUUAAAAUAUGGAUUGUACUUUUUGCUGUAAUGAAAGGUUGGAGGUUUACUAGAAAAAUGUUGAGCCUCACUUUUGACAAAAAUCCUUGUUUAGCUUAUAAAGAUGGGUGAGUAAGAGGGAGGGGAGAACCACUAAAUAUCAUGUGAGGAAAACUCCUGCUCACGAUUAGCAAUUAACUUUAUUUUCAAAUUAUACGUUAGGCCAUUGUUUUCUGAGCAUUGCAGCUUUUUGCUUUGCAUGUGUUUUGCUUUUGGGGGAAUGAAUGAUCUUUAAGGUGUUUAAGACAUUGCACAGUAAAAUGUUCCAUGUGAAAUUAAGUCUUACAGAGGAUUCUUGGCCUCAUAUACUCCGUAAGAAUUGAAUUGACUGUGGACAUUUUACUGUGUGAAAACAAUCAGCAUUCAUUUCUGGUAGUCACACUAAAUGGAAAAGCUAUUUGCAAUUAGAUGUAUCACAGUUAUGGGACAUAAACUGUGUUUAUGGUACAUUUUGUGCAUUGUGUACUGUAUCAGGCAUGCGCUCUGACUAAACAGAUUUAUAAUGGAAAUGGGUGAAAUGUAUCAUAAGGAAAUUGGUGAAAUGUGUAAUAAGGAAAUGGGUGAAAUUUGUAAUAAGGAAAUCGGGGAUAUGGAUUUAAAUGUUAUUUCACAACUGUUUUUAAACUAAAUCUUCUGUGGCAAUUUUACAUUUUUUUACUGACUUUCUCCAGGUUGGGAAUGUUUUGAUAAAUUAACUGUAAAAGUUCUUGAUUCAGAAUAUUUUUUUAUUGCAUCAUGUUUACAAGAUUGAAUUCCAUUAAUAAAAUUCUGCCAAAGAA
Messenger RNA from Conger conger (European conger), 2705 nucleotides. RefSeq names its product caspase 9, apoptosis-related cysteine peptidase (gene casp9). The record is from RefSeq and is a predicted model, not a curated record. Bases 287 to 1627 code for a protein of 446 amino acids. NCBI's taxonomy places the organism in Eukaryota, Metazoa, Chordata, Actinopteri, Anguilliformes, Congridae. Gene Ontology annotation, biological process: apoptotic process; regulation of apoptotic process; proteolysis. The transcript is spliced from 11 exons. Gene Ontology annotation, cellular component: cytoplasm.